AUGGCUUCGUUGGAUCAGUUAUCACAGAAUCAAAAGGAUACAGGCGCCAAGCUUGUUAAGGGUCCAUGGAGACAUGAGGAGGAUGAGAAGCUGUUAAAGUUAGUAAAGGAGUUUUCGCCAAAAAACUGGUCGUUUAUUGCGAAGAAACUAGGAAGCAGGGUUGGGAAACAAUGCAGGGAAAGGUGGCACAACCACCUUAACCCACAAAUCACAAAGAAACCGUUUACUAUGGAAGAGGAGGCAUUGAUAAUUGAGCUUCAUUCAAAGUUUGGGAAUCGGUGGUCAGAGAUAGCAAAGUACCUUCCUGGAAGGACAGAUAACGCAAUAAAGAACUACUGGAAUUCGUCGAUACAAAGAAGGAGUGAGAAGGUGAGAAGGAAGAGCAUGUUCUGCUCGAUUGACGAGUUCCACAAGAACUACGAGGUAGGGCAUGGAAAGGAGGGUACCUUUGUGAGUUCUCUUCAAGCAAAUGUAAAUCAAAAGACGAGGAGAAGUAGCAGUGUCCAGAACAUUCCCCAGUAUGUUCCAAGCACAGCAAGGUCAUUCGAUGAGGAUGACUUUGACGAGAUGGACGAGAUCGCCAGCCAAGCUCUUCUGAGGAUAUGUAUGUCAUUCUAA
Messenger RNA from Encephalitozoon hellem ATCC 50504, 618 nucleotides. RefSeq lists its product as uncharacterized. Gene Ontology annotation, molecular function: DNA-binding transcription factor activity, RNA polymerase II-specific; RNA polymerase II cis-regulatory region sequence-specific DNA binding. Gene Ontology annotation, cellular component: nucleus. The record is from RefSeq and is a predicted model, not a curated record. Gene Ontology annotation, biological process: regulation of DNA-templated transcription. The transcript has a single exon. NCBI's taxonomy places the organism in Eukaryota, Fungi, Microsporidia, Unikaryonidae. Bases 1 to 618 code for a protein of 205 amino acids.